Molecule: messenger RNA, 1055 nt
Organism: Sinocyclocheilus grahami
Lineage: Eukaryota; Metazoa; Chordata; Actinopteri; Cypriniformes; Cyprinidae
Gene: fahd2a
Product: fumarylacetoacetate hydrolase domain containing 2A
Exons: 7
Coding region: 1-945 (314 amino acids)
Molecular function (GO): catalytic activity
Source: RefSeq, a predicted model, not a curated record
AUGAGAUUUCUGGGUAUCUCUCAGCUCAGUUUGAGGAGACUCAAUGCCGUAUUCUCUGCAGGCAUCGUCAGAGGCACCACAAGCUCAGCCGCUAUGAGACUCGUCCAGUUCCAUAGAGGAGGCGAGGGGGGCGUCAGAGUCGGGGUGGAGCAGGCAGAAGGUCAGGGGGUCAUUGAUCUGAAAGCCUUCGACCCCUCCAUGCCUUCCACUAUGAGACAGUUCCUUGAAAUGGGGCAAAAGGGAAUGGACUGUGCUAAGAGGGCUUUGUCCAGUGGUCAGCAUGUGGUGGAGCGGUCAGAUAUCAGGCUGCUGUCCCCAGUGACCGGCCCAGAGAAGGUGGUGUGUGUUGGUAUGAAUUAUAAAGACCACUGCCUAGAGCAAAAUGCCCCCAUUCCUGAAGAGCCCAUCAUAUUCAGCAAUGACUCUCCAUACUACAGGAUAACUACUCUCUAUGAGACUGACUCUUUGGAUUGGGAGGUGGAACUUGCCUUUGUGAUUGGACGGAAAGGGAAGCACAUUAAGGAAGAGGAGGCCCUUUCCUAUGUUGCAGGUUUCACUGUAGCAAACGACGUGAGUGCUCAUGAUUGGCAGAUGAAGCGCAAUGGAAAGCAGUGGUUGCUGGGAAAAACUUUUGACACGUUUGGUCCACUCGGGCCAGCACUGGUUACCACUGCAGCACUCAAAGAUGUUCACAACCUGGGUAUCCGCUGUCUGGUGAAUGGGGCCGCAGAUCAAGACAGUAGCACCAAUCAAAUGAUCUUUCGAACCGAGAAGCUGAUUGCCUGGGUUUCACAGUUUGUGACUCUUUGUCCUGGUGAUGUGUUUUUGACUGGAACGCCUCCAGCUGUGGGGGUGUUCAGAAAUCCACCUGUGUAUCUAAAGAGGGGAGAUGUUGUGGAGUGUCAGAUUGACGAGAUCGGGUCGAUACGGAACACAGUCGUGUAACAGGAAGAUCCUACAUUGAAGUGCCACUACUGCAUUUAUAAUUAUUUCAUACUGACGUCAUAAAACAUGGAUUCUUUUUUAACUGAAGAAAAUAAAAUAAACAUUAUGCU